GCGCCAUCAUGAUGGGUCUCAAUCCAGCUUCUCCACAACGUUUCUCGCAUCCGUGUCCUGUUCGAGGGCCCUCAGGCCCCUAUCUCUUCGAUCACUGCGUCCAAUAAUGAGCACACCACCAAGUCCUGUCCGCCGCUCGACCAUGUCUUCCAUCGGACUAGCCACUCCCCCGCAGAUUGGCGAUGCAGCGCCAACGACGACGUGCAGCGCUGCCCUCGCCACUUUCCUUUCAACCUCAAAGGUCACCUUCCUCACCCAAGUCCGCGAGGCACCGGAAGACGCGAAGAAAUGGACACUCGUCACCGGAAACGAGGCUGGAGAUCUCGACUCGAUAGCCAGUGCCAUAGGCUAUGCCUGGUUCCUCUCCCAAGUCAACCAGCAACCCGCCAUCCCACUCAUCCAAAUCGCCAAAGAGGACUUUAUCCUCCGCGCAGAGAACCUCUUCGCCCUCAGCCUCGCCGGGAUCCCAGAUCCCCAAGAAUACCUCCUCUCCCCAAGCGACCUGUGCGAUUUCCACCCAGACAACUUUGCUCUAGUCGAUCAUAACCGUCUGGGGGCGCAGUACGCCGGUGGAAAAGUCGUCGGUGUCAUCGACCACCACGAGGACGAGGGGCUGUACAUGGACACCGCAGUCCCGAGGCUGAUCAAGCCAUGCGGAAGCUGCGCCUCACUCGUCGCGUCCCAGCUCCCCCCAGACCUCCCAGCCGAACUCGCCACCCUCCUCUUAUCCGCCAUCCUCAUCGAUACGGCGGGGUUGAAGCCAGGCGGGAAAGCCACGGACGACGAUCGCCUGGCAGCCGUUAACCUCGCGGUCAAAUCCACCCUCGGCAUCUCGCAUAAUCUGACGGAUGUAGGGCUGCGCGAUGUCCCUGCAAUCAAGAAUCUGUCGAAGGAGUUGGGAGAGAAGAAGAAUGAUCUGAGCCAUCUGAGCGGAUGGGAUCUGUUGAGGAGAGAUUACAAGGAGUCCACAUAUAUCCUUCCUUGGGCGGACGGCCAACCCGCGAUCAAAGUCGGACUCGCCACCGUUCCCGUUCAACUCAAGGUGUGGGGCUCAGACGGUAAACUCGAGACCGAUUCGUUGGCAUGGAUGAAGAAACGCGACCUCACCAUCCUCGGCGUCCUCACUACCUUUAGAGAAGAGAAAGACGACGGGAAGGAGAAGAAGAAAGACAAGAAGGAUAAAGACGAGGAGAAAGAGAAGAAGAAGGAUAAGGAUAAGGACAAGAAGGACAAGAAGAAGGAGAAAGACGAGGAGAAAGAGAAGAAGGAUAAGGAUAAGGACAAGAAGAAGGACAAGAAGAAGGAGAACGACGACGACGACGACGAGAAGGAGAAGAAGAAAGACAAGAAGAAGGAGAAAGACGAGGAGAAAGAGAAGAAAAAGGACAAGAAGAAAGACGACGACGAGAAGGACAAGAAGAAGGACAAGGAGAAGAAGAAAGACGAGGACGAGAAGGAGAAGGAGAAGAAGGAGAAGAAGAAGGAGAAAGGCGACGAGAAGGAAGAGAAGAAAAAAGACAAGAAGGAGGAGAAAGACGACGAGGAGAAAGACAAGAAAAAAGACAAGAAAAAAGAGAAGGAGAAAGACAAGAAGGACGACAAGGAGAAGGAGAAAGACGAAGGCAAAAAGGGCAAACACGCGCGCGAGCAGGCCUGGAUCAUCCUCGACAACGAAGGGUCAUCAGUCGACGUCAACGCGCUGGCUGCACGACUUUGGCAAGGUCUGGAGGAAGAUACAACUCUACAGCUGAAACCCCACAAGAACUUUGCCGUGGACGACGGCAAGACCGAUAAGCUACCGCCAAACUCCAAGAUUCGGGUGUACAAGCAGAAGAAUGCGGAUGCGACGCGUAAAGCGGUUGCACCGUUGGUGAAGACUAUCUUGGAGAAGCCGGAUGCCAAAUUAUGA
Messenger RNA from Coprinopsis cinerea okayama7#130, 1909 nucleotides. RefSeq names its product exopolyphosphatase. Lineage: Eukaryota; Fungi; Basidiomycota; Agaricomycetes; Agaricales; Psathyrellaceae. The coding region runs from base 143 to 1909 and encodes 588 amino acids. Gene Ontology annotation, molecular function: exopolyphosphatase activity. Gene Ontology annotation, cellular component: cytoplasm. The record is from RefSeq and is a predicted model, not a curated record. The transcript is spliced from 2 exons.